Messenger RNA from Anopheles maculipalpis, 226 nucleotides. RefSeq lists its product as uncharacterized. The transcript has a single exon. Gene Ontology annotation, cellular component: mitochondrion. Gene Ontology annotation, biological process: mitochondrial respiratory chain complex I assembly. Lineage: Eukaryota; Metazoa; Arthropoda; Insecta; Diptera; Culicidae. The record is from RefSeq and is a predicted model, not a curated record. Bases 5 to 202 code for a protein of 65 amino acids.
CGCGAUGGAAUCGGUAAAACGGGCCAACCAACGGCUCCGCAGCUAUCCACUGUUGAUGGCAAAGUGUUCAGUGGCUGCAGCGGCGUACGCCACAUGCGUAACAACCGAUUUAAAUGUGGCACAUCGGUCUUGUGAUAAAGAGUUUCACAACUUCAAAGAGUGCAUGCGGAAAGCCGCUAUCGAAAUGAAAACAAAACUGUAGGAAUAGGUGAUACUCCUCCGCUAA